ACGAACUUUGUUCCUUUGAUAAAGCGAAAACGAUAAUUUAUUUAAAUGGUAUCAAAUUAAUGAUCCAUUGUUCUUUAUCCUCAGAACAAAAGUGAUACUUUUAGUGUUUAAAACUAUACAUUUUAGAUUGUAACCUGUGAUACAUACUUGUGUAGUGUUGUUUUCGAAGAUGUCUUUGAAUAAGCUCAUUGGAGGCGACUGCGGAGGCAAUAACUCACUUGUUCAGUUGUCUAACAUCGUCAGUCGGGAUGCGGCUAUCUCUCAACCGUUGUCUCAAUCAAAUAGGUUUGUCAACGAAUUCAUGGCUCAGAACUCCCAAGUACCACAAACUUUUAAUAUGAAUGCUUUACUUAAUAAUAUUCCUGAGGUGGAAAAAAUUGGAGCCCAACAAUCACAGCUCACAAUAAGUCCAGGACUUGUUGGAAAUAGGCCACAAAUAGCUCCAUGGAUGGCAGGGCCUUCAUCCUCUUUCAUUCCCCCACAACACAUGCAAAGACCAUUUUAUAUGCCUCAACAACCUAUGUUGCAGCAACAACAGAAAUCAAAUGUUCAAAUCGAAUAUGUGAAAGAAUCUGAUCUUCAGAAACCUGAGGACGCUGAUGUUAAAGCAAAAGCUCAGGAGUUUGUGGAUACUGUAAAGAAUGAUGAUGAAUUGGCUUAUAAUCAAUUCAUGUCAUUUAUGAAGAGGAUAAGUUCAGGGGAGCUUAACUUGGGAGCAUCAACAGAGAGUAGUCACAAGAGCAGAGAUGAAAUAAUUGAUGAAAUGGCAGAAAAGUACAAAGAUGAAUGGGCCAAGCUGAGUGAUGGAUUUAACUCAGACUAUUGGAGUUCAGAAGCUGCAAAUGGUAUAGCAGAGGACUAUACAUUUACUGAAGGAAAUGUUAUGCUGGAAAAUAAGAAUGCUCUUGAAUUAGGCAAAGAAAAGUUGAAAAUGGGUGAUGUUCCUGGGGCUGUAUUAUGCUUUGAAGCAGCUUGCCAGCAACAGUCUGACUCAGCGGAAGCAUGGUUUAUGUUGGGAACAACACAGGCUGAAAAUGAACAGGAUCCCUUAGCAAUUACGGCAUUGAAGAAAUCCCUACAGAUUGAUCCUAGACAAUUGGAAGCAUAUAUCACACUUGCAGCUGCAUACACUAAUGAAAACAUGCCUAAAUAUGCAUUCAUGUCACUAAUUGACUGGCUAAAAGCUAGUCCCAAAUACAGUGAUCUGUUACCUCAGGAUAUUGAUCCUAAGAGCUUAGAUUUGAAAGAGCUAGAAGCUUAUGUAAAGUCAUUAUAUCUCAGAGCUGCUCAAAUGAAUCCCUCUCAAAUUGAUCCUGAUGUUCAAAAUGCUCUGGGAGUAGUGUUCAAUAUUAGUCAGGAAUAUGACAAGGCUGUAGACUGCUUUAAGGCAGCUAUAAUGGUUGCUAAUACUGACUCAAAGCUGUGGAAUAGACUUGGGGCAACAUUAGCAAAUAGUGAAAGAUCUGAGGAGGCAGUAGAUGCUUAUCAUGAAGCCCUGAACUUAGAGCCAGGGUUUAUCAGGGCAAGAUACAAUGUUGGCAUUACUUGCAUGAAUUUAGGUGCUCACAAGCAGGCAGCAGAGCAUUUCCUAGUAGCAUUGAACCAGCAAUAUAAAGCUAAGAAUAUGUUCCCUGAAUCCACAUCUGGAGAUGUCAGUUCGUCAACAAUUUGGACAACACUGAGAAUGGUGUGUUCAUUUAUGGGAGAACAUGAAGUGGCCAAAUUUGUAGAUGAGAGAAAUUUAAGUGAACUGAAUAAAUUCUUUGAAAUUGAAUAGAACUAUAAAGUCUACAGCUUAAAUCUCAACACUAUCAGAAACUGGGUUACUGUUUACUGAUACUGUUAUCCAUUACACUACUGAUAAGAAAGUGAUAAGACAAGAAUAAAUGUAACUUCAUAUUUGGGGGCAUUAUCCUAUCCUAUAAUAUAAUUUUGGUGGUUAAGGGGCAAAGGUUUUAUAUUGGAGGAGGAAAAAACUUACUAUUGUUUUAAUAAAUAUUGUUUUUAUAUAUUUUUUGUUGUAAAUUAUUAAAAUUUGACAAAUUAAAUUAUUUUUUAUACUG
Cydia strobilella is the source of this 2063-nucleotide messenger RNA. RefSeq names its product peroxisomal targeting signal 1 receptor (gene Pex5). Gene Ontology annotation, cellular component: cytosol; peroxisomal membrane. Bases 170 to 1777 code for a protein of 535 amino acids. NCBI's taxonomy places the organism in Eukaryota, Metazoa, Arthropoda, Insecta, Lepidoptera, Tortricidae. The transcript has a single exon. Gene Ontology annotation, molecular function: protein binding. Gene Ontology annotation, biological process: protein import into peroxisome matrix, docking. The record is from RefSeq and is a predicted model, not a curated record.